AUGUCGAUGAGAAUAGAUCACACAUUUGACUCCAGUCUCACCAGCAAAACUGAAGCGAAGUACAAUUUUUAUGUAGAUCGCAUUAAGUCAGCAAUUGAAGAAAGCUACAGAAAUCUGCCUAACUACAUUCAACGUUCAGUUCAAGUCACUGGCUUUAGGUUUGAAAGUUUAGAAUCUACUAUUACUGUGACCAACAAUAACCUGGACUUAACAUUAGCAAAUGCAAAUGUUUCUAACAUACUAGCAAAAAAAGGGAUCCCUUUAGCUCAGGAUGCUUUUGCUGAAAGUGAGUAUGACUGUAUAAAUGAAUCACUUGGAGUUGGAAAAAUAGGUGACAAUGUAACAGGAUUGUGUGAAAAUGGCCUGAAGGGCCUCAUAUCUUAUGAAUGUAAACAGAUAGAUCUUAAAAAUUAUUGGAUGCCUAUAAAAAAAGAUUGUGUUGUUGAAGCUAUCAAAGACCUUGAGAGAAAAGCUGAGGUCUUAUUUGUGGAGGAAAUUCCAGAGUUUAUGUCAAACCUCAGUAACACUGCAAAGCAGAAUAAUAUUGAGAUAUCACAAUCUGCUUUGACUGUCAAAACAAUUGUUGAGAUACUCUACAGAAUUGCUAGUAUGUCACAAACUAUUACAAUCAGUCAACAUGUGAUGGAGGACUUUCUUAAAACAGUGGACAUUAUUGUAUCAGAUGAAUCUAAAAACACAUGGGAAGAAUUGAACAAUGAUGAUACAAUAGCAAACAAAAGCACUGAACUUCUGCAAGCUAUUGAGACUAUAAGUGAUUGUCUUUCAGAUGACAGUUUUGUUAUUAGUCAAUCCUCCAUUCAGUUAACUAGAACAACAAUUGAAAACUCAUUUACUGGAACAUCUUUACUACCAGACUCAACUACUCAGAUUAUGAUACCAAAUGUUGAACCGACCCUCAUAACCAUUAUUAUCUUCACAAACCUUGACAAUGUUUUACCAACGCGAAAUACUUCUAAUAAUGACAACAAGACAUCAGAAAACCACAUCAAUGGAGACGUGGUUGUAAUAAAGGUUCACGAAAAUAUUAACAAUAUUUCAUUUACUUUUGACAUUACAAAUACAUCAUUAAAAAAUCCUCAGUGUGUCUUUUGGAACUUUGAUCUCGAUCACUGGGAUUCCACUGGAUGUAAAGUCAAGGGUUCAGGGAAGGAAACAGUUACAUGUGAAUGCAACCACACAACCUCUUUUUCAAUCCUGAUGUCUGCAAUUGAUAACCCUGCGUUAGAUUAUAUAACAUAUAUUGGUGUAGCUAUUUCAAUGGCCAGCUUGAUUCUGUCCCUCAUCAUUGAGAUGAUCGUAUGGAAGUCAGUGACAGGAAAUGAUACGUCAUACAUGCGCCACGUUUCAAUAGUCAACAUCGCUGUGUCACUGCUGAUUGCAGACAUCUGGUUUAUCAUUGGAGCUGCAACUGCAAAUCCAGGACAACCUACACCGGUGAAUCCCUGCAGUGCAGCAGUUUUCUUAAUUCACUUUUUGUAUCUUUCUCUCUUUUUCUGGAUGUUCAUUUCAGCACUUUUGCUAUUAAACCGCAAUGCCAUGGCUUCAUCUCAAAUAUCCAGGGCUAAAAUGAUGGUCAUCGCAUUCACAGUUGGUUAUUGUGCACCUUUGCUCAUAGCGGUUAUUACCGUGGCAUCCACAGCUGGAGCUGGUAGAUAUAUUUGGACGAGAGAUGCAUGUUGGCUAAACUGGUUUGAAUCUAAGUCUCUGCUGGCAUUUGUGAUUCCAGCCCUGACCAUUGUUGCCUUUAACCUCCUGGUUUAUAUUGUGGUUGUGUGUAAGAUAUUACCGAGAGAAGUUGGUGCUCAAUCAGAUGAGAGACACACUCUUGUGAUCAUUGCACGAUGUCUGGUCAUUCUGACUCCUAUCUUUGGUCUAACAUGGGGAUUUGGCAUUGGAAGCAUGGUGUCAUCUAACUUUGGCAUUCAUGUGGUGUUUGCAAUCCUCAAUUCACUGCAGGGUUUCUUUGUUUUGGUGUUUGGGACGCUUUUAGACAGAGAGGUUCAAGAGUCACUGCCAGGAAAGCUGUUAUUACAGAACCUCCAUUCCAGAAAUACUUGGGAAAAUAACAUUAUAUAAAGCAAA
Molecule: messenger RNA, 2103 nt
Organism: Paramisgurnus dabryanus
Lineage: Eukaryota; Metazoa; Chordata; Actinopteri; Cypriniformes; Cobitidae
Product: adhesion G-protein coupled receptor F1-like
Biological process (GO): cell surface receptor signaling pathway; adenylate cyclase-activating G protein-coupled receptor signaling pathway
Cellular component (GO): membrane
Molecular function (GO): G protein-coupled receptor activity; calcium ion binding
Source: RefSeq, a predicted model, not a curated record